AUGAAUCAUAGCAAUUCAAUAAAGUUGACGCCAGAAGAUGAUUACGUUUCUUUCAUGGUCUAUCUGCGAACCAACAAUGUCUGGAAAACAGUGAAUGAUGUGUUUAGGAUGUUAAACGAAACUAGAUCCGAUGAUCCGAUCGAGUUUUUCAGGGCGAAUGUAAAGAUCGAUAACAGCGACAACAGAACCAUUGAAGAAAUACAUCUAAAAAUCGCAGAGGCCGAAAAAAAUCUAAAGAUCCUAAGAUAUGAUAAAAUUAUGUUAACGGCUAAUUUGGAUUUGCUUGAUAAGACAAUACGUGUAAAUCGAAAACCAAAUUUGGGUGUUCGGAGCACCAUUGACCACGCGGAAAACGACAACGAAACGAUUUCCGAAACGUUACCUCAUUCAGAGCACGUUUUAUAG
This is a messenger RNA of Melanaphis sacchari, 405 nucleotides long. RefSeq lists its product as uncharacterized. Bases 1 to 405 code for a protein of 134 amino acids. The transcript is spliced from 3 exons. Lineage: Eukaryota; Metazoa; Arthropoda; Insecta; Hemiptera; Aphididae. The record is from RefSeq and is a predicted model, not a curated record.